GUUAUAUUGGCAGAUGCUAUGUUAUUGAUCUUCUUUAUGAUGGGAUCUAUCGUCUGAUAUUGAUCGGAGAAUUUAGAUUUCCAGAGGAUCCAACAACUUGGGGAACACUUAUGAACUGUUUUCAAGUGAUGGUUACAAUUCAGGAGCAACCAAGUACCAAAAUUUGA
Molecule: messenger RNA, 167 nt
Organism: Cetraspora pellucida
Lineage: Eukaryota; Fungi; Glomeromycota; Glomeromycetes; Diversisporales; Gigasporaceae
Source: the annotation of a GenBank genome assembly